AUGACGAAUUUUACAACUGUUAAAUUAUAUAUUUAUGAUAUUUCAUUUGGUCUUGCUAGUGCAUAUGGUUCAACUUUACUUGGCAAGCAAAUUGAUGGUGUUUGGCAUACAGGCGUUGGAGUAUAUGGUAAGGAAUAUUUAUAUGGUUCAAGUGGAAUUUCUUAUACAACACCAGAAGAAAUUCAUCGACAGGGAUUAGCGCCAAAACCAAAAACACUUGAUCUUGGUCAAACGAAAAAAACUGUAUCUGAAAUUCAAUCAUGGAUUGUAGAAAAAAGUUGCAGUAGUUUUCGUGGUCAUCAAUAUGAUUUAUUAGAUUGGAAUUGUAAUAAUUUCAGUGAUGAAUUUACAAAAUAUCUUCUUAAUAGUACAAAUUCUCUUAUACCUGAAGAAAUUCUUGAAUUACCAAGAUUUGUAAAAACAACUCCAUUAGGAAGAAUGCUUUUAUCAUUUCUUAAUAAAGAUCCAAUAUCAGCAGCUCAACAAACAGGAAAUAAUAAUAAUUUUGCUGAUUCAUCAAUACAUAUGGUACAAUCAAAUGCAACUAAUAAUAUGAAAUUUGAUAAUAUUCCUGUACGACAUUGUAUUUUACCUGUAUUGGAUAAAAUGAAACCACGAGUAAAUCUUAUUGAAUCAAUGUGUAAACGAACAUUGAGUUCAGAUGAAAAAGAAUUCUUAAAUGAUAUUAAUCAAUUAUUUCGACCUGAUGCAACAUAUUCACCUAUGUUAACUCGUCAACAUUUGAUGUUUUUAAUUUCUCUUAUGGUUAAUUCUAUUGAAGAUGAAUCUGGUCAAAAAAUUAUAUUAGAAAUUCUUCAAUUAUUAUCUGAAUAUGAAUAUAUUAUUAAAAUUUUAAGUGACAUUGAAGGACAAGAAUCUCCUAUUGAAUUAUUAAAAACAUUGAAUGAUCAACCUGAACAAAUACAAAUUGAAUUUUUACGUUGGUUUUCUUCAAUUGCGGCUACAUCAAAUGGACGUACAAUGUUAAUUAAUAUACAAGAUGAAAUAGCACCAGUCUUUACUGAAUCUAUUCAUAAUGAAAUAUCAACCAGUAAAGCGAAAUAUGAAAUUAUCGUCGUUUUACAUAAUCUUUUAUGUAUCAAUACUGAUAUUCGACUUAGUUUUAUGAAUUCUAUUUCUAUUGGUUCAGCUAUGGUUCAAUAUAUGAGUACACCAGUCAAUAUACAUGAAGCUGAUACAUUCCUAGCAGUUUUUAUUGCAUUAGCCGAUGCAGAAAAAGAUCUUUAUGGUAUUGCAAAAGCUAUGGAAUUUAGUCCAGAUUAUUAUUCAUCUAUUGUUGCUUGUCAACCAUUAAUUGAAAAGAUAAAUACAAAUUUUCAAGCUGUGUAA
This is a messenger RNA of Rotaria sordida, 1350 nucleotides long. The record is from the annotation of a GenBank genome assembly. NCBI's taxonomy places the organism in Eukaryota, Metazoa, Rotifera, Eurotatoria, Philodinida, Philodinidae.